Molecule: messenger RNA, 3595 nt
Organism: Oryzias latipes (Japanese medaka)
Lineage: Eukaryota; Metazoa; Chordata; Actinopteri; Beloniformes; Adrianichthyidae
Product: cingulin-like protein 1
Biological process (GO): protein localization to cell-cell junction
Cellular component (GO): bicellular tight junction; myosin complex
Source: RefSeq, a predicted model, not a curated record
GCCUCUCAGAGCGGGACGGAGGGAUCGUGUCCGGCCGGGCGCGGAGGCUGGGCUCUCUGAACGGACAGAUGAGGACGACUCGCCAUCCGUACUGGACGCAGGCUGCCGCAGGAUGGAGGCUCACAGGCUGAACGGCUCUUCAGAUUCGAGGAUGCAGAAGGCCAGCCCGCUGCCGCACAGUGCCAGAAAAAGCCAGGAGAACCUGUUUGGAGUGAAGGUUCAAGUUCAGGGCAUUAAAGGUCAACCUUAUGUUGUUCUGAACAGUUCUGGCCAUGAAACCCAUAAAGACGUUUCUGUCAUAACGCACCAGGCGGGGUACAAUCCUGGCAUGGUGAGAAGGUCUGUGGAUGGAAGAUGGUCUCCAUCUGAGACAAAGAUAUCUACAAAUUCCUCUGCGCUUCAUUAUCAGAAACAUCCUGAGAUCCUGAGACCUUACGACCCUGAAAAUAAUAACUUAGAUCAUAUCACUCCUCAAAAUGACCCUCGAAAGGCUGGGUUUUCUGCUGAGACAACUAGAUCUGCUCUUGUAGACAGACCUAGGAUCCCUCUGCCUGUGGGAAGUCCAGCAGAUGAUCUUUCUGAAGUGAUCCAGAGUGAGAUUCCUCCCUCAAGCGGACAAGUUCCUGCGCAGUCCCCGAGCUCAGUGGAGACAGACUCCAUUAUGUCUGUAGGGAGACUCAUUAGCCAGUUCAACAGCAACCUGAGGAGAGGAAGGGGUCCGAGGAACAAAGUGGAUCCAGAAGCACUCCGGAGGUCACGCAGCGUAGACAACAGUCGAACCUCAGACUCCUCUUCCUCGUCCCCUUCAUCCUCAAGGUCCUCAUCUCUGAAGGGCAUCAGGGGCGAAACCACAGCUGGGAUGUAUCCUCCUGGUUCUGCCAGGGCUCGAUUGCUCUCUAGAGAAUCCCCGUUAACAAGCACAGUAGAGGAGAGUAGGCCAAACCCGAAGUUAAGCAAAGACACAGUUUCACAGCAGACUGCCAAAGUGUUUCACAGAGCAGAGACCCUUUCUGUUUCUAAACCUCGUCUGGAUCAAAGUGUGGAAUCUGAACAAAGGGACGCACCGGUUACUCCUGAUCUUCUGAGAGGACAGCAGGAGCUCUCAGCUGAUCCACCUGAAGAUGCAACAAAGCUCAUUUUGUUCACGUACCUGAAAAAUGGGACAACUGAUGAUGAUUUCACCGUUCAAAGAAAAGUCAACUUGCUGCUGAAAAGAGUCGACAAAUUAAAGUGGAGGACGGCUGAAAGCACAGAAGACGAGGAGAGAGGCUAUGAAGCGGAGGUGAAACUGCUGCAGGACAAACAAGCAUCUCUGGAGAAAGAAGUGUCACAGUUAAAGAAAAAAGUAGAAAUUGAGAUUAAGAAUGAAAUGACUUUGGCAAAGGCCUUUGAGAAAGCAAGGACUGAGAAGAAGAAACUUCAUGAGGAGCUGGUCAAGAGUCAGGCGGAGAUCCGCAACCUGAGGGACAAGCUGGCUGUCGUAGAGGCAGAACUUCAGUCCACUAAACACCAGCUGACUGAAAUGAAAACAGAAAAAGAAAGAACAAAGGCAGAGAUGAAAGACCUUCAGCAGCAGCUCUCUGACAUGCAUGAUGAGUUGGACCAAGCCAAGAAGGCAGAUGUGAUACACACAGAGAAAGAAGUGCUUCUCAAGGAUUUGGCCCAACUGCGGAUAGACUUCCAGGUGAUGCUUCAGAUGAAAGAGGAACAGGAGGAGGUGCUGCACCACGUGGAGAGGGAGCUCAAGGAUCUGAAGGGGGCAUUUAAAGAGGAGACAGAGACUCAUGACAAGUACAUAGCUGCACUGAAGGAUGAAUACGAAGUGGAGCUUAGAAAUCUUCUCACAGAUUUGGAGCUAGCUACGGAGAGAAAUUCUCUGCUGGGUCAGGAGAAGGUUGAAGCUGAGCAAGAGAGAGGUGUGGUUAAGGUGCAGAUGAAGGACCUGAGUCAGGAGAGAGAUCAGCUGAAAGGAAAAGUGCGAGAUUUAGCCAGCAAGGUCGAUCAGCUGAGUCAGGCCAUCCAGGAAUCCAAAACCACAGAGAGAGUGAUGGAGCAGAGAGCAAAGCAGCUGGAGAGGGAAAAGCAGCAGAUGGAGGAGAUGCUGAUGGAUGUGAGGAGGAAUGAGGAAGAGAUGUGUCAGUCAAACAAGUCAUUACUCUCUCGUUUGGAGGAUGUUCAGGGUAAGCUGACCAAACUAAACCAUGAGCACAGGGAACUGAAGGAGAAGCUUAAAGAAGAGAGGAAACAAAUUGAGGAACUGUGGAAGACAAAAGCCGAGCUGGAAGAUGAGAGGAGGCUGCAGGACAGAGCUAUGGAGCAACUGCAGAGAAAGAUGAAUAACAUCAUGGAGGAGUGUGAGGCAUCCACAGACGUGCUUCAGAACCAGGUUGAUGAGGCCAGAGAGAGGAGUCAGAGGGAGUUGGCUGAACUGCGGAGGCAGCUGCAGGAAAAGGGAGCAGAGCUGGAGAAAGCCAGACAGGCAGCUAAAAAACUGCAGGAAGAGCUGCUUCCUCUAGAGGACGAUCUGCAGAGGUGUCGCAAGGAGCAGCAGGAGGCCCAGCUGAGGGGCCGGCAGCUGGAGCAAAGGGUGGAGGAGCUGGAGGAGAGGAACACGGCCGUGCUGGAGGAGCGAGAACGACAGAUCAAACUCAUGGAGGGACGUAUGAGUCAUCUAGAAGAAGAUCUGAACGAUGAACGCAGUAGCGCUGACCGUCUCAUGGAGAGAUUAGACAAAACCAAAGAACAAAUGGAUCAGCUGAGGAACGAACUGCUCCAAGAGAGAACGAUCAGGCAGGACCUGGAAUGUGAUAAGAUGAGCCUGGAGAGACAGAAUAAAGACCUUAAAGGCAGAUUAGCUCAUCUGGAAGGAUCACAGAAGAACAACCAGGAUUCAGUCAUCUCUAAAUUGAACGGUCGAAUCCAAGAGCUGGAAGAGAGGCUGCAGGGAGAGGAGAAGGAGAACAACAACAUCCAGCAGGCAAAUCGUAAGCUGGAGCGCAAGGUGAAAGAGCUAAAGAUGCAGGCAGAUGAGGAGCGCAUAAACCUGCAGAGCCAGACAGACCAGCUCACUCAGAGGCUGAAGACGGCGAAGAGGCAAAUGGACGAAGCAGAUGAAGAGAUUGAACGUCUGGAGCAUGCAAAGAAGAAGCUGCAGAGAGACCUGGAUGAGCAGAUUGAGGCCAACGAGCAGCUUCAUGGCCAACUUAGUGCUUUGCGAAAUGAGAGGAGGCGUAAGAAGAAAUCAGCGUCCAUCAUUAAGGUUAUGGAGGACGAUGCAACUGACGCGGAUGACUUAGGAUCCGACUGAGCUGUGAACUGGACCGAAAUCUUUGUGCUUAAAGCAAUGCUAAACUUACUGUGAACAAAUAAUUCAAUGUGACUUUUAACUCAUGGAUAAACUACAUUUUUUCCUAAUUGAAAUGCCUUUGCCAAUACUGACCUCUUGUGGGAAUUCGUGUUACUACAAGUGUUAAAGCAGCAGACGGACUUAUUAUAAUGAUUUGUUUUUAUAAAUUAUCCUGCUUCAGUUGAAUUAAAAAACUCAUUGUGGAAACUGUACAACAAAUAAUAAAAUGCAUUAAAUGCUUUUAUGACA